Molecule: messenger RNA, 2428 nt
Organism: Nothoprocta perdicaria
Lineage: Eukaryota; Metazoa; Chordata; Aves; Tinamiformes; Tinamidae
Gene: ABHD12
Product: abhydrolase domain containing 12
Exons: 12
Coding region: 464-1003 (179 amino acids)
Biological process (GO): monoacylglycerol catabolic process; phosphatidylserine catabolic process
Cellular component (GO): endoplasmic reticulum membrane
Molecular function (GO): phosphatidylcholine lysophospholipase A1 activity; monoacylglycerol lipase activity
Source: RefSeq, a predicted model, not a curated record
UUCUGGUUUCUGGUUCCGGUUGCGGAGACUGCUGUUCUGGUUGCUGGGGGUGUACAUUGCCAUUCCGUUUCUGGUAAAGCUCUGCCCUGCUAUUCAGGCAAAGCUGGUCUUCCUAAACUUUGUGAGGGUCCCAUAUUUCAUUGACUUGAAAAGGCCACAGGAUCAAGGUUUAAACCACACCUGUAACUAUUACCUGCAGCCAGAGGAGGAUGUAACUGUCGGAGUCUGGCACACAGUCCCUGCAGCCUUAUGGAAGAAUGCCCAUGGGAAGGACCAAGUGUGGUUUGAAGAUGCGUUGGGUUCCAGCCACCCAGUAAUCCUUUACUUGCAUGGCAAUGCAGGAACAAGAGGAGGGGAUCACCGUGUGGAGCUUUACAAGGUUCUCAGCUCCCUGGGCUACCAUGUAGUCACGUUUGAUUAUCGAGGCUGGGGCGACUCCAUAGGCAGCCCAUCCGAGAGGGGAAUGACCUACGAUGCCCUGCACGUCUUUGACUGGAUAAAAGCAAGAAGUGGCGACAACCCUGUCUACAUAUGGGGGCACUCCUUGGGCACGGGGGUUGCAACAAACCUGGUGAGGCGCCUCUGCGAGAGAGAAACGCCGCCGGAUGCCCUCAUCCUGGAAUCCCCCUUCACCAACAUACGUGAGGAGGCCCGGAGUCACCCCUUCUCUGUGAUAUACAGAUACUUCCCUGGGUUUGACUGGUUCUUCCUUGACCCUAUCACGACGAGUGGAAUUAAAUUUGCAAAUGAUGAGAAUGUGAAAUACAUUUCCUGCUCCCUGCUCAUCCUUCAUGCUGAGGAUGACCCCGUGGUACCGUUUCAUCUGGGAAAAAAGCUGUACAACAUCGCCGCCACGUCGCGGAGUUUCCGAGACUACAAGGUGCAGUUCGUCCCGUUCCACACCGACCUCGGCUACCGGCACAAGUACAUCUACAGGAGCCCAGAGCUACCUCGAAUAUUGCGGGAAUUCCUGGGAAAAUCGGAACACGAGCAUCAUCCCUGAAGACCGGCUGCUUGGCAGCACCGAGUUUUUCCUUUCUUUCCSUUUCUUCUCCCUCCUCUUCUUUGCCCUCCUGUCCGUGGCUUGGUCCGCCGUUCUUCCAUCCCCUGGCACGGAGGAGGCCGGGGCUCCCGCGCUGGCCCUGGCCCRCACCUUUUGGCAACCCUGACUCCCAGCUUCCGCGGUGGCAGAAGAAAGAAGUUGCAGGUUUCUGCUUUGAUAGAAACGGAGGAGUAAAAACAACYCAGGAGCUGGUACCAAACAAGGGAAAAACAAAACAAAACAAAAAGUGAGCACAACAGAGCCUUGCCCGUGUGGCAUGGUGCUGCUGAGGACAGACAUUCCUAGGACACGCGUGUCAGGACCAAGGGUGUUUCUUUCACCUUUAAACGUUGCUGCUCUUUUGGGAUCACACGGACUCCUUUGCUGUUGGCAGAUGGCUUUUUCCAUGUCUCCAUGCCACAGCUGUUGUGCUUGUUCUUCCAAGGAAAUAUGUGUUUAGCCUUUCCUUUUUGCUAAGUGGCUGUAAUYGCAACAUGCUUAAGAGCCGAGUAGUGAGCAGGGUUUUUAUUUGGCUCUUCAGUCAGAGUUGAGCUAAUUGCACACAUUUGGAAAUAAAAUUUAGGGKUUUUUUUUUUCCUCUUCAUUUCAAACAUGUAUUUAAUGGAAAAUAUUAGCCCUUUUACCUUUUCUGGAYGCAUUUCUUUCUGAACAUUCCCAUUCCUGUUUGUGCUUUAGGAAGCUCCUGUCCUUCUUCACAUACACUCUUGCUUGAGACUGAAGUGAUUUUUUUGUAGGCGAAUUGUGAACUUGGGCAUUCACAGCAGAGCGGGGCACUGCUUUCUACCUGAUCUCCCCUCUCCACAAAUGUCCAGGCCAGUUGUCUUCCAUUCUCCCUGCACGUGUGCAGAUGGCGACAGGCUUCCUUGGGAGUAGGAAAGGGCCUUUUAUUUUUUCCCUUUUAUUUAUUUAUUUUUUUUUAAACGCCCCUGCAUCAGCCUUUUAUUUCCUUAUGACAGGUUUUCCUGUUCCUAGUGGUUAGGCUGUUUCCUUGUAGCUGAAAGCAGGCGCUGGAGCGCAGUUCUUGAUGCCUGGAGAGCCCAUCGUGCUGCCGUGUGCUGGAGCGCAGCGGCCGGGAGGCGGCYGCGGAUCGGAGCCCCUCGAGCUCCACACGGAGCCGGACAGGGCCCUGCUGCCGGCUCCUCAGUGUCCAGCUGGGGCCGUGGCCCUCACCCCCUCGUCCAUCUGUGCGGGCACUACCCGGUGCUGCAGCUUUAGCUGCUGGAGCUCAAGGCGCCUCGGGAGGCCGCUCGCUAGCACGGGCUGCUGCAGCAUCGUCGAAGCCGCUCAGCAUGCGCCGCGUUAGAGCUGCAAAGCGGAUAGUAGCUUGUGCUCAUAGUGAGAUUCUUCUGCCGUAGCGCGGUUAUC